Ornithodoros turicata is the source of this 2529-nucleotide messenger RNA. RefSeq lists its product as uncharacterized. Gene Ontology annotation, biological process: malate metabolic process; oxaloacetate metabolic process; tricarboxylic acid cycle. Gene Ontology annotation, molecular function: L-malate dehydrogenase (NAD+) activity. Gene Ontology annotation, cellular component: mitochondrion; cytosol. The record is from RefSeq and is a predicted model, not a curated record. Bases 101 to 2458 code for a protein of 785 amino acids. NCBI's taxonomy places the organism in Eukaryota, Metazoa, Arthropoda, Arachnida, Ixodida, Argasidae. The transcript is spliced from 3 exons.
CUCCGCACGUGCUGUUCUCAGGCACGAGACGCCGGUCAAAAUUACAGCUUCACGGACAGGUCGCGCCCGUCACUCGUCACUGUACUAAUUUCUUAACGGUAUGUCCGGAGCAAGUAAGAAGUCACCGACAGAGACACCGGAGAAAACGGAGGAAGUGUCAUCAGGCGAGGUUCCCGUGAAAACGCCAGACUCGUACAAGACACCCGAUGCAGUCGCAGGGAAGCCAACUAGCGCCACCAAGACGCCUGACAAACCAACCAUCAAAUCACCCAGCAAGACACAAGAGGAGCCGACCUUCAAGACACCCAUGAAGACACCCGAUAAAUCGUCUUACCACACCCCUGACGAACCGGCAAACAAGUCACCCAGCAAGGCACAAGAUGAGCCGACCUUCAAGACACCCAUGAAGACACCCGAUAAAUCGUCUUACCACACCCCUGACGAACCGGCAAACAAGUCACCCAGCAAGGCACAAGAUGAGCCGACCUUCAAGACACCCAUGAAGACACCUGAUAAAUCGUCUUACCGCACCCCUGACGAACCGGCAAACAAGUCUCCUUCACAAUCAACAAAAAAGUCUCCGGACAAAUCACCAAGGACUGCGACCGAUGUUACAGGGGGCGCAGAGGGAACACCUGGUCAAGCGGUAAAGGGCGACGCUUCUAAAUUGAGCAGCGCCGCAAGCAGUGAAGAAAAAGCAAUUGCGGAGGACCGCAGCGUGCACGAGUCAUCAAAAGAAUCUCUGGGCAGCAAACCCGGUGCCGUGCCUGAUAGUGGCACCCCGUCAAGGUCUCCGAAGCUUGCUGGGGCAGCAGAUGUGUCACAAGACGCCAGCAAGUCUGCCGUACAGACACCCCAAUCUCAAGCGCCGGGAAAAGCAGCCGCAAAUGAAACAUCGGAGCAAUUUCUUUCAGAAAAAUCUGUGUCGGACAACAUUGCAACUGAGAAACCGAAUGCCGAGAAGGCCGCGACGCAGGAUCAAGCAGCUGUACAGUCACCUGCUGGAAAACCUGAAUCACCUGCUGAACCGAUGUCGGAAAUACCCAAAGCCAGUCCAAAGGACAAAGCAACGACCGCAGAAAAACCCAAAUCCAAGUCUCCCUCAAAAGAACAGUCAGCGCGUGACGAAGUCAAAAUGGACAAAUCUGAUGUUUCUAAGGAAGGGUCGAAGAUCAGCGCUAAUGCCAAUGAAGAGGCUAAGACGCCAGCGGACUCCGUCGGAUCUGACGAAGAGGAUAUGCGCGGUCCAGUGAAAAGUCACUUGCUUGAUAGUCCUGCAAGAGAACAAGCAAGUCCAGGGAGCCGAAGCCCGCUUUUUCAAAAGCCUGAACCGGAAGUUAAGGUGGAAAAAGCAACGCCCGUGUUAGCGUCACCGAUAAGCCGAACAUAUCCAGCCAUGAGUGAGAGGGAAUUCAUCAACCGCAUAGGAGAAAAAACGCCGAGGCCCACUGAAGGUCUGGUUAUGAAAGACCCCAUUAGGGUAUUGGUAACGGCAGCGUCCACAGAACUUUCGUACCUUAUGCUGGCACCAAUAGCACGUGGAGACGUCUUCGGUCUCGAUCAGCCAUUGUUCCUUCACCUGUAUGACCAGAGUGAAAAUACCACGGAACUACAAGGUGUAGCGAUGGAGAUAGAAGAUUGCUCUUUCCCUCUGCUCAAGCAAGUAAUUGCAACAGGCGAAGAUGAAGUUGCUUUUCUCGAUAUCGACGUUGCUUUUCUUAACGAUACCGCUCAAGUUGAUGACCGUGUGGCCUUCGUUCGCUGCGUGGAGACUUACGCCGGCCACGGGCGAUCUCUCGCGGCUUAUGCCAGGAAAAACGUGAAGAUUUUGAUAUCGGGAGCACCCGCCGAGACGAACGCCUUCAUCGCUUUGAGAUACGCCAAGGGCAUCUCGUACGAAAACUUCAGCGCCCUCGCUCGUCUGAACUACAACAGGGCAGUGACACUCGUUUCUCAAGCACUCGGUGUCAUCCCGAACAAAAUUGUCAACAUGAUAGUCUGGGGCCACAAGCGACAGAUGCUUCUCGCGGACUAUAGCAAGAGUGUCGUUAUGAAAAAGUCCCGGAAGUACAGGGUCAGCGACCUUGUCAGCCAGGAGUACCUGCAAUUCGGACUUGGGCGGGACUUGCAGACGCGGGAAGAGGUCAUCGAGCGGCUCACCAAGCGUCCGGGAAUGAUUUCCAGAGUCAAAGCAGCAUGCGACCAGAUGCGGGAUUGGUGGAUCGGCCUGCCUAUUGGACAAUACGUGUCAAUGGGCGUACUCAGCGACGGUGUCUACGGUGCAGCUACGCAUGUGAUGUUUAGCUAUCCAGUCACUAUAGACAACAGAAAAAAUUGGAAGAUAGUGCAGAAUCUCGCCAUCGAUGAUCACAUACGAGACUGUAUAAGUGAUGCCUCCAAAGAUUUAGAGCGCGAGAGAGACGAGGCGUUGGAGAUAUGCGACGAGCUUGGGAUUUAGGGUGAUUAAAUUGUGCUUGGCUUGUCGUGGGGAAGCCUUUAGCAAGACAUAUGGCAGCCGCUAAAUAUAUA